Kuraishia capsulata CBS 1993 is the source of this 1212-nucleotide messenger RNA. RefSeq lists its product as uncharacterized. Lineage: Eukaryota; Fungi; Ascomycota; Pichiomycetes; Pichiales; Pichiaceae. The record is from RefSeq and is a predicted model, not a curated record. The transcript is spliced from 2 exons. The coding region runs from base 1 to 1212 and encodes 403 amino acids.
AUGGAGGAUCAAGUGACUAAAAUUCUAAACCAACCUGUUGUGAUAGAUAAUGGGUCUGGGACCAUUAAGGCAGGUUUUGCAGGGGAGGAGCGCCCGAAGUGUUACUCGUCUUCGAUAGUGGGAAGACCGAAAUAUUCGAGGGUUAUGGCUGGUGCGCUUGAAGGCGAUACUUUUAUUGGCAAUUCUGCGCAAGAAAACAGGGGGCUGCUAAAACUGCGGUACCCCAUUGAUAACGGUAUCGUUCAAGAUUGGGAUGAUAUGGAGCUGAUAUGGAACCACGUGUACACGAAGGAACUCAAAAUCAAGACUGAGGAUCACCCUUUUCUGCUGACAGAAGCCCCUUUGAAUCCUGUUGCAAAUAGGGACAGAAUGGCCCAGAUAUUCUUUGAGAACUUCAACAUACCGGCGAUGUAUGUUUCUGUUCAGGCGAUACUGGCCUUAUAUGCCUCUGGACGAACUACCGGUGUUGUUCUGGACUCUGGAGAUGGUGUUUCACAUGUGGUUCCUGUGUAUGAAGGGUUCUCGAUACCGAGCUCCAUUAAGAGGAUCGAUAUUGCCGGUAGAGAAGUGACGAAACAGCUGCAAUUGCUGCUACGCAAGAAUGGGGUUCCGCUAUUGAGUUCUUCGGAAAUGGAACUGGUCAGACUGAUCAAAGAAAAGCAUUGUUUUGCGUCAUUGGACCCUAAAUCUGACGAGAAUGACUGGCAUUCGUAUACCAUGACCAACCCCAUUCUUAGUUCAACACUGGCAACGACUUCCAGCUCUGCGGUCUUCACUUCGUGCAACAGACCUAUACGAGACGUAUUCAAGCUGCCGGACGGCAAACUCAUUGAGCUGGGGCCAGAACGGUUUAGGGCCUCAGAGGUGUUGUUUCAUCCGGAGAUCAUCGGAUCGGAGAGUCAGGGAAUUCACGAGAUCCUACUGGACUCUAUAAGCAAGACAGAUCUGGAUCUGAGGCCAUCUUUGUAUCAAUCGAUCGUGCUAAGUGGUGGCACGACUACCACCAAAGGAUUCGGAGACCGAUUGCUGAAGGAACUGAAGGAUGAGAUUGCGAAAGGCACCAAGCUCAAGAUAUACGCUCCACCAGAGAGAAAAAUGAGCACUUGGAUCGGAGGGUCUAUCUUGGCUGGUCUGAGUACGUUUAAGAAGAUGUGGGUGAGCCGCGCGGAGUAUUUUGAGAAUCCAGACAUAGUGCAUACGAAAUGUUUAUAG